AUGGCGGUCGUCAUGAUUGAGGAUAUACGAACAGAGUUUCUGGAACAAAUUAGAACAACCUUUUCGCCCACAUACAAGCCGUUUAUUACUACUCACUCUGACCCAUGGGUAUGGGCCACACCAAGCCCGAGCUUACUGGACCGACUCCUACUGACCGACACGCUUCCGGGUAGAACAAAGUACAAACUAGGAUUGUCCUCCAAACCCAGUGGCGAGUUGUAUAUCAAAUCUGUUUGUUACUUUUGUAACAAUGGGAAUCCUCAGUUGGUAGAGCAUUCACUCGCUGAACCAAAUCAUGACUUCUUCCGCGACUAUUUUCGCAAUCUGAACGGAAAAUUAUUGAGGAUAUCGUUCCCAGCGAUACAAUGGAUAAUCGAGAUUGACCCCAGGGUAUCAGUCAACAAUGCGAAGCGUGGAAAGUGGAAGCCAUUAUUUGAUGAUUUUCUUGUGAAAUCAUUUAAUUUUACAUAUUACAUGUUUCUCACCACGGGGAAAGGGUCUGGGAAACAAUUCCCAAAUGGAACUUGGACAGGAGUUGUUGGUGACCUUUUGUACGGCAAGGCGGAUGUUGGAAUUGCCACGGCUAAUGCACCUGAUAGAAUUCACCACAUCACCUUCACCAAUUCUUUCUUCGAUAAGAACGAACUCAGCAUCUUCACAACGUCAGGAGUUAGAAUAUUUAGUCCGCUCGCGCUAUUGUGGUCGUUUGACACAUUGUCCUGGAUGUUUAUUGGGAUCGCUACUGUCAUCGUGAUUCUGACGUUCAGCUUUAUUUCAUGGUUUUACGGGUAUCAUUUCGAUGUGAAAGAGCCUGGUGGUCUUGUCAUCGCUAAAGAGGAGAAAAAUAUUCCCUUAACCAACCAUACAUUUUUCGUCCUUACGAGCUACCUCAAUCAAGCCUCCGCCAUACCAAAAUUUGCAGCAUUUCGAUGUUUUGUAGCCUUCUGGCUCUUUUUUACACUGAUAAUCACUACAAUCUAUAGGUCCAAAAUGGUUGGAUUUCUCGCGUUUCCACUGUACGAGUCACUUCCACAAACAUAUCGUGACUUGGCAUAUUCCAACUUUACCCUUGGUUUCGUCAUGGAGGGUGACUCUGCCCUCAACACGUUCAAAGCAUCAAGAGAUCACGUUUAUGUAAAACUGAUCAAGAAAAUGGAGAUUAUUCCUUUAAACGCGUUAAACUGUGUGGAGCGUAUUCUCAAGAGGGCAGGAUAUGCUUGCAUAUCGUACACGCAAUCUAUGGAAUACGUCAAAACGAAAAACUUGUCAUGUUCGGAAUCAAGAAAGUUGAUCCGGGCUAAAGAGACGACUUAUAGCAUUUUUGUGGGUUUGGCUCUCACAGGAGGAUCAAUUUACAAGGAGGGAUUCGAUCGAAUGAUUGCUCGCACGAGAUCAUUUCAUUUACCCGAAGUGUGGAAAGUCUUCAACUUGUAUCACAAUGUGUAUCUGCCAAAGCGUGCUUGGUGGCUUGAAACUAACAAUUCAGAAAAGUUGAGACAGACAUCGAAAGCGGAUGAAAACGAUGACCUAACACUGAGACAUAUCUCUGGAGCUUUUUACGUUCUUGCUGGUUGUCUCGCGCUCUGCCUUGUCUUCUUUACAAUGGAGGUAAUCACUUAUUGGUUGAAGGCCUACAAGGUCACUAAAAUGAACCAUGCCGCGCCUGUUAGCAAGAUUGUGACACCUUGCCCCAUUUAA
Messenger RNA from Folsomia candida, 1698 nucleotides. Its product is annotated as glutamate receptor ionotropic, delta-2. NCBI's taxonomy places the organism in Eukaryota, Metazoa, Arthropoda, Collembola, Entomobryomorpha, Isotomidae. The coding region runs from base 1 to 1698 and encodes 565 amino acids. Gene Ontology annotation, cellular component: membrane. The record is from RefSeq and is a predicted model, not a curated record. The transcript has 7 exons. Gene Ontology annotation, molecular function: ligand-gated monoatomic ion channel activity.